AUCCUAAGAAUGUUAGAGUGGUUGAUAUUUUUAUAUUUAUUAAGUAUGUUUUGGUUAUUUCUGAUGCCUCAAACGAAAGAAGGUGCUGUACUAGGUGUUGGCACUAGAAAGUUUAUUGUAUGGAUUGCGUUGUUUCCUUCUUCUUUGGUAUUUAGUUUGGAAUAUAAUCCAAAGAUAUGUCGUUGGUUGGGAUAUGUGAAAACUUCUUCUAGUCGUUAUUUCUCUUGUUAUUCUUUUAGUACUUUCUAUUUACUUUGUUGUAUUCUAUUGUUUUUAUCCUUCUGUAUGUUUAUAUGGUUGCGAGUUUUAUUUCCAACAAGUCGCCAUAUAAAGUAUCUGAAAUUGGCAGAAGAAGCAACCAAUUCAUUACCAAGUGUCUCCAGUGGACCUCAUAUUAUUCGGUUGAUGAGUUAUAAUGCCUUUUGUAGACCGCCAGGUAUUGCAGGAGACAAUGGUGAAGAUUUCAAGGAUGAGAGGCUCUCAUUAUUACUUAAAAGGAUUGGAUAUUUGGAUAUUGUUUGUUUUCAAGAGUUGUUUGAUGCCUUUUGUAACAGAAGGGAAGCCUUUAUUGAAGCAUCCAAACUUUUGGGUUUCCAAUAUGAAUGUUUUUUACCUCGCAAUUGUUUUAGAAUACCGCCUCGUAUUAUCGAUGGAGGAGUAACCAUUUUAAGCAAAUUUCCCAUUUUGUAUACAAACUAUAUUCAUUAUCGACAUUGUGUUUAUUCAACAGUGGAUAGUUUUGUAGGAAAGGGUUGUCUCUAUGCUCGAAUCUCGUUGACUCCAACAUGUUAUACCCAAAAGAGUAGUGAAGAUUAUAAUAAGAAUUCUAAAAAAGAGAUGAGAAUAGAGAGAGCUCAAUAUUUACAUGUCUUCUCUUCACAUAUGCAAGCGGGAGAUCGUAUUGGAUAUCCACACGAGUCUUAUCAUGCGAGAAUACGAAUUGGUCAGUUGGAAGAGAUGAGAGACUUUAUUCAUUGGAAUAUUGUGGAUGAUGAUGGACCAGUAGUUAUUACGGGAGAUUGGAAUAUCAAUGCAAGAACUUCGAUGGAAAAUGAUUCGGAUAGUUUUUGGUAUCAAGACUUGUUGGAAAGAUUGCAAGACUCUCCUUCUUCAUUAUAUUUAUUACAACAGAAACGAGCACAAUAUUUUCAAGAUAAUACGAUACGUAACCUUUGUUUGAAAGAUUUGUUGAGUCUUUCUCAUCAUGGAAGACAUCCUAUUACGGAUGGCACGAAAUGUAUUGAUUAUGUGUUGUUCGAUCCUAGAAAGGGAAAUCUUCAUGGAGCUACAGAAGGAACCUUGAAAACUUUCAUUGAACCAUUUCGAGUCACACAAGAAGAGAAGAAAAUGUAUUCUUUGCAGUUGCCAAAUACAUUAUCUGAUCAUUAUGGAGUCGUAGCAACAUUUGUGAAUGAUUACGCUGCAAAAUAGAGAAAGACAAUGAAGUUGAUAUAUAUAAG
Molecule: messenger RNA, 1460 nt
Organism: Galdieria sulphuraria
Lineage: Eukaryota; Rhodophyta; Bangiophyceae; Galdieriales; Galdieriaceae
Product: sphingomyelin phosphodiesterase
Exons: 1
Coding region: 10-1431 (473 amino acids)
Cellular component (GO): extracellular region; cytoplasm
Molecular function (GO): sphingomyelin phosphodiesterase activity
Source: RefSeq, a predicted model, not a curated record